CCGCAUUUGCUGCUUCACGCUCAGUAUAUAAAGCAGGACCUGGGCGCAAGGAGGACGGCUGGCCAGCGCGGCCCUUGGAUUGAGGAUAGGAAUAUUUCGAGACGUGUUUUAUUUGGUUUUAAGACAUGAUGCUGGAUUAUUUUAAUAUCUAAAACUGUUUUAGGGAGAUUUUCGUUUUUGUUCAUUUGUUUUUUUUUUUUUUUACACUCCGCUUGUAAUGGCGAGCUCGGCUAACUCUAAUCCAGUGCCUAAACUCUACCGAAGUGUGAUUGAAGAUGUUAUUAAUGAUGUGCGAGAGCUGUUUCUGGAUGAGGGAGUUGACGAGCAAGUCCUCCAGGAACUGAAAACGCUCUGGGAGAACAAGCUGAUGCAGUCCAAGGCAGUGGAGGGUUUCCACACGGAGGAGCAAGCCUUGCAGCAACAGCUUCAACAACAGCUUGCCCCACAAGCCCAGACACAGUCACAGCCCUCCCAGGUCCUUCUGCCCCCUGCUCAACAAGCUCCACAGCAGCAAGUAAUUGUGCAGGACCCCAAGCUGCUGCAGCACAUGACCGUCACAGGCAUGAGUGCUGCGGCUUCUGCAGCAACCAUUGCUCUGCCUACAGGAGUAACACCAUACCAGCAGCUGUUAACCAGUCAAGGUCAAAUUCUGCAAGUGGUGAGAGGGCCAAAUGGAGCACAGUAUCUUAUUCAGCCCCAGCAGCAGGUGGUGCUGCAGUCGCAAGUCCUGCCUCAGAUGCAGCCUGGAGGGGUGCAAGCCCCUGUUAUACAACAGGUCUUGACUCCCCUACAAGGUGGAAUCCCACAGCAGACUGGAGUCAUCAUUCAGCCUCAACAGAUUGUCCUUGCAGGAAACAAAGUCCAGCCAAAUCCACAGGUCAUGCAAACACCUGCAGUGACUGCACAGGCAGGACAGGGAACUGCGCAGAUGCAACAGCAAGCUCAGGCUCAACAGCAGCAAUCGCCGCAGCAACCGCAGCAGCAGCCUCCUCCUGUGAUGCUCCAGGUGGAUGGGGCAGGGGACACAUCCUCUGAAGAAGAUGAUGAGGAGGAAGAUGAGUACGAUGAAGAUGAGGAUGAUGACAAGGACAAAGAUGGUGGUGAAGAUGGACAAGUUGAAGAGGAGCCCUUGAACAGCGGUGAUGAUGUGAGUGAUGAAGAAGGACAAGAGCUAUUUGACACAGAGAAUGUGGUUGUGUGCCAGUAUGACAAGAUACACAGGAGUAAGAACAAAUGGAAGUUCCACCUCAAAGAUGGCAUAAUGAACCUGAAUGGAAGAGACUACGUGUUCUCCAAAGCCAUUGGGGAUGCAGAGUGGUAAAGUGAAAGGGAUUCCCAGAUUGUGCUGGGUGGUGACACAAAGACACACAGACUGGGACUACGUGCAUUUCAGUGUGGCAUGUGUAGAAAAGAGCAACACAGAGCCAACUGUCCUGGAAGUAUGAGUGGUAACACACUAAUAACGUAAACCCCACUCAAUCCCCCACUUAUACUCCUGAUAAUGUGCUGCCAGUUUCUACAGUAAUAAUGUUGCUGGUGAUUCUGGAUCCUGAAACUGUAGAUUUUUAUUACUGUUUUAUUUUAAAAAAACAAAUUCAGUUUGAUUUGUGUGUGGUACAUCUUGUAGAAAUAAUGGACCAGGUAAACUAAAAUGGUUGACCUACCACCCAGUAACAACCUUUUAAGCCCAGCAUUUCCUCUGUGGUAUAGCAAAAAUUCAAUGAGUAAUGCAUUCUGUGAAAUAUUUUUACCCUUGGAGUUGUUUGGUAGCAGCAGUUCUAAUUGGAUGUUUUAGUUCUGAUUAUUUGCUGCACAUGUAGGUAAAAUUGUAAUAAUGCUACAAUUAAUAACUAUUUGGAAAACACAGCAUGUAUAACAUUUCAGUUGUUUACCACAGAGUGAUGUAGGACUUGAAGUGUUUGGCAGUGUCCUGUCAUGAUCUGCUUAUUUUCCAACUUGUAUCUUUGCUUUUUUCAGCAAAACAUAAAGGCUGUUAGAUAUUGCUCCGUGCUUAAGCUUCAUUUUGUCUUCCCCCCCAAACCAUUUUCUGUCUGUGAGGGUCAGCUUGUUAGCAUGUUUUUUUUUUUAAUUUUUUUUUUUUAUUUUUUAUUUUUUAUUUUUUAUUUUUUGCACCACUUUUCUGUUGUCAAAUGGUCUGUGGGCAGUGUGUGGUAAUAUUGCAGCAUCCUCUAUCCUCUUAGGUUGCUUGCAGGACCCCCCUCCAUGCACCAUCCUGUGAAGUCAGUGUGAUAUCUUAGUUUAAUACUAAUCGAUAUCAGCCUUCUGUACCCUUUUUCCUGUAGUUUAACUCCGUGAAAUUCCAGUUAUUGUAGGUUUUGAUAUUUAUGCCUAAAAGGUUGAGGCAAAAUAUUAGGAAGAUGAGACCACGCCAAACUGUGCUCUUAUUUUACAACAAGUGUUCCUUUUUUAGUGGGUAUGUUUUGUUGGCUUGAUUUACAUCAUUCAUUCAACCUUCUAAUCAAAAUUUCCUGUGUUGUAUUGUACUUGAACUUUAAUCAAUUUUUAUCUCAUAAGGACCGUUUCACUUGGAGAAAUGCUUUCUCUACAGUUUGUUUUAACAGUGCAGUAUUGUGUAAUUUAAAA
Messenger RNA from Scleropages formosus (Asian bonytongue), 2604 nucleotides. RefSeq names its product general transcription factor IIA, 1 (gene gtf2a1). Gene Ontology annotation, cellular component: transcription factor TFIIA complex. The record is from RefSeq and is a predicted model, not a curated record. NCBI's taxonomy places the organism in Eukaryota, Metazoa, Chordata, Actinopteri, Osteoglossiformes, Osteoglossidae. The coding region runs from base 218 to 1321 and encodes 367 amino acids. Gene Ontology annotation, biological process: transcription initiation at RNA polymerase II promoter; transcription by RNA polymerase II. The transcript has 10 exons.